This is a messenger RNA of Ceraceosorus bombacis, 1108 nucleotides long. The record is from the annotation of a GenBank genome assembly. NCBI's taxonomy places the organism in Eukaryota, Fungi, Basidiomycota, Exobasidiomycetes, Ceraceosorales, Ceraceosoraceae.
AUGAUCGCUCCUAUUCGCUCCGCUUCCUCCUCCGCUAUCCGCCGCGCUGCGGUUGCGCUGCCCAGGAGAUGCCCCUCGCCAGCACUCGCUCGCAGGUCUUACGCCAGCGGUGCUCAUCAAGGCGAGAAGCAACAGCAAAGCAGCGAUGUCCCCUGGGCCAUUUCUAGUCUCGUCGUCUUUGGAGGUCAGUAGAGGCAGGUGCACAGCGCAGAGGCAGGCGUUGCAAACGAGGAGGCCCGUGGGGCCCUUUGCGUGAAAGCGAGUCUUCAAGUGCUGCGUUAAGCAGCGGCUGCAGUCCAUGUCUCAAGCCGACGCAGCCUCGAUUUCAGAUUGCUCUGCUUUCGUAUGGCCUGCGCGAUGCCUUUUGCUGACCUUGUAUGCUCCCAACAUGAUCAUCAGGUCUCGGCAUCUACCUGACCACUCCCAAGAAGGAUGGCCAUGGUCACGGGGACCACGAUUCACACGCCAAGAAGCCUCGCGUGUCGGACGACAAGUCUGCUGGACUCGACUUUGAGGAGCUGGCAAAGGGAAAGACGGAGUCCAAGGAUCAGCAUGAGCAUGCUCCCGCAGGCAACAAGGUGCGUGAGGCUCUUCGCGAGCACGUAGGAUGGGGCAGCUGUGUUUGCCGGGCAGGGUAAUGCUUCAAAGGUCGCCAGACAGCGCUUUAACUUAGGCCAGCAAUGGCGUGCAUGCUGAUCAUUCUCUUCUUGGAUGCGCCCACAGCGCCUGGCUGAGCUAUCUCAUACUGCGGAGGACGAACCUUCGUCUAGACAAAAGGCCAAGCAGACUGAUGUCCGCGAGACCCACAAGGACGAUCACGUCUUCAAAACCGGAGUCGCAGCUGCCAAGGAGGGACACAGAGGUGGAGAGGACAGCCACAUUACCGAUCCAAAGAAGACUGUCGCAGCCGCAAAGUGAGUUCAAAGUGGGCGUGCAGGGCUUGCGACCAGCUUCACUGCUCCUUGGAGCCAGGAACGCCGGGGCUGAUUGAGCUUUGCUCUUUAAUUAUCUCAGGACUUCGAGACAAGACGCCGAGGCGAAGGCUGAAUUUGGCGCUGACGAGAACGACGCAGCUAAGGGUGGUGACAGCGAGGAGAAGGACGAGUAA